CCUUCAGUGACAUGUGCUUCUUUUUGAGAAAACCAGUAGUCUUCAGAUUAGCACUAGGAAUAAUUACCAUGUUUAUUUUGUGUUUACCUGAAUUUUUCAAAACACAUGAAGUGAACACUGUAAUUGUGUCAUGCAUGGAUACUUGUUCGUCAAAUAACAUCACUUUUCCACUUUGUACUUUUAACAAUUCUUACAAAAGAUCACUGCAACGAAGAACAGAAAACCAGACUAUUMUGCUGAAGGUCAUUGUAAAUAAUUCCAAUUUCCAAAAUAGUCAAUGUAUUUCCCAGUCGUCCAGGAGGGAACAAGAGUCCCAUACUAAACAGACAGAGUGUGAAUCGAAGAGGGAUGUGAAUGUUGAUCAUCAAGGAUCAGGGUCAAUAGCUAAAAAAACAAAAGGCUCACUUGRAGUGAAAACAGAAGAUGUUACUUAUUUUUAUAAGUAUUUUAAUUCCACUACUGUUUCCAAGAAAGAAGUGGACCAUAACACUUACUACCUGAUGGAAAUCCACAUCAACAAUUCUAUCAUCAGAGGAGGAAAUGCAGCAGAACAACUAAAUMAUUCUUGUCUAGUGGCAAUGAUGGAAGACCAAAAUGACUGUAUAAAUAUYUCACUGCAACUGAAGUCCUACAUGGAAUAUCCAAUGUGUAUGAUGAAGAUCACUUGGCUCACUAUGAUYCCAGUAGUUUUUGUGUUUACUAUUUCAAUGGUCAUCUACAAAAUAGUCCAAGAAAAUAAACAAAACUAUUAUAAACACAGAGUAGCAACAUCGGUUGCUACUAUUCUAAGAAGCAAUGAAUCCAGAUAUGCAAGAACUGUAUCUGCUACUCAAAUUCAUCCUUUUCCUGUGAAAACCAGCAAUCAACAGAAUCUACUUCCUGCACAGAGCACAAAGAUACUGCCAGUAAUUCCUGAACAAGAGCAUUGUCAUGUGGAUCAGCUGUAGAAGGUAUCACCAUAUGAAAUACCAGCACCACUGGAUGAAAGAAGACACAUCAUACACCACAGAAGAAAGUAUUCCCAUUUUCAGCUUGGGGAGCUGUGUUAUCCAUCUUCUCAUGGGAAUGCCAUUUAUGCAUUUUAGUUGACAAGCUCCAUUUUGUCCAUCUGAACUAUUUGGUAUUAAGAAAAUAUGCAGAUGGAAUAGCACAUUUUGCUGCAGAAACAGCUUCAAUAGGAUAGUACAGAUUUCACAUCUMUUUUCUGUUCAUUCAGGAUUCAUACUUAGUUACAUGGUUGUGAGAUAAUCCUUGUGAUAAUUACAUUUUUUUUUAUAAGAGCAGAAAUGUAUAUAUUCCGUAGCAUAAGAAGUCUGUAUAAAGUUAGGAAUUAUCCUCUACUUUCGUGAAAUGAAAUGAGCACAAUUUUUGACCUACUUGAUGCUCUAGAUGACUAAGAUGCUUAAAAGAUACAGCUUCUAGCUGUUGAGAAAGGUAGCUGAAGUAUCACAAAAAGAAAGAAUUCUGCAGCAAACACAUUAGUUUCUGCAGUAAACUAGGAAGACCAUCAUAAUCUGUGCAAUAUUUUAGUUGAUAAAGGAAAAAAAGUGGGAAAAUACUCAUUUGACCUCAAAUCGAAAAGUCAUUGCUAAUGUUUUUAAACAAUUCAUUAAGACAUUAAAUGUUUGUACUUUCUGAGAACUUGCAUUUCGACCUUUUUUAYUAGCUUGGGUCAUUAGCAUUCAGAUUCAUCAUUUCUUGUAACUUUUCCUUACUUUCCAUUUACUACUGUUCCUCUGAGUGCAAUGGAGCUGUUUGGGCUGAGCAGGGUCCCAAACUCCUUCAGUGCUAACAUAUGAUUUGUGGGUACAGCUCAGCCAUCAAUUACCAGUCAGAGAAAGAAACUGCCAGGACUUCAGACUCCCCUGUGCCAAAUCCAUCAGGACGAAMAGAUUGUAAACUGCCCAUUGCAAACAUGAGAGGCAGCAAUUUAACAUCACRCUAAUACUUCAUUACCUCCAUUCCUUACAUUUAUACAGCCUUUCCCUCCUGAAGCUUUCUGAAAUUGCAUUUUCCAGUCUGCACCGUGCAGUUCAGACUUAAUAGGAAUAGUUGUGAACAUCAGCUUCUGAAUGAUUUGAGGGCAUAUGGAAUUUUUUAUAUUUAGUUGGACAAGUCUGAAGCAUUUGUUUCUAUUGUUUAUUUGUUACCAUCUUAUUUAAAAAAAAAAGGAAGAGAAAAAGACUUUCUUGAUUUGGGGGCUUCAUCUCUGCCUUGGUCAGAACCAAACAUGUGAAGAGAGGAAGGAUGUCCUGGUGCAGCCUCUUAAGCACAAGAUGAUGGGCAGGAGGGGAGAGCCUCAGAAACCAGCAAGGGGAAGGAGACAUGAAGGUGUACAAAACUGGUGGGGAAGGUAGAACUGAGGAAGCAGAGAAUGUGCAAAUUGGAAUGGGGCUGAAUUGGCAAAGGGAACUGAAGGAAAGGCAGAGACCACCUUAAAU
Messenger RNA from Malurus melanocephalus (red-backed fairy wren), 2441 nucleotides. It is a transcript of the gene TMEM156, whose product is annotated as transmembrane protein 156. The record is from RefSeq and is a predicted model, not a curated record. The transcript has 7 exons. Bases 12 to 947 code for a protein of 311 amino acids. NCBI's taxonomy places the organism in Eukaryota, Metazoa, Chordata, Aves, Passeriformes, Maluridae.